AUGCGUAUUUUGCAACCUCCAGCCAUUGACCAGUUGCCAGAUAAGUUCAACCAAUCUGUGCUUAAUCCAAGUGGGGGCCAUGAUUUGACAAAGAACUCAGAAAAGAGUUACCAUACAACAACCAGUGCUGGACCUGACGGCACAGAAAACGAGGUAGAUAUCAACCUUACCUCGUUGGACUACACUGGUUCCUUUAACAUUCCUCCUACUGCCAAGGCUGUGAUUCUUUAUAUGAACAAGAACAACGAUGGAUCUCAGGAGUACGUUUUUGAACCUCUGAGCUUUGGAUUGGUGCCAAACUACGAGAAACCUAAGGAUCCAGCUCCAGUGAAGAGAGGUGAUAAGCACGGUCCUGCUUACUCGAGAGAACUCCAGAACGAGCAGCUGAAACGGUUCAAUUGCCGUAAAGAGACGCUUUCUAAUAACAGGUCCGUGUGGACAGAGCCUCGUAAGAACCUGCGCUGUGUGGUGCCUAUCAAUGGAUACUACGAAUGGCAGAAGACGAAGAAAGAGAAACCAGCGUACUACUUGACGCUGAAGGACCGUCCGCUUUUGUACCUCGCUGGUCUUUACGCUCAUAAUUAUAAUUAUAACGAUACUGAGAUUGUGAAAGAGGGCCAGGAGUUCAUUUCUUCGUUUACUAUUGUCACUGGACCUGCUGAAGGAAAGGGAGCUAGUGAUCUCCUGUGGCUUCACGAAAGGAAGCCUAUUUUGCUUGAGCCAAACACAAAGGAGUGGUUUGACUGGCUUACUCCUACUCACGAAUGGGACCCUAAGCUCUUGGAUACAUCCUUGGAUCAUGAGAAUAAUAUCGCUUACAAUGAUACUACGACCCAUGAGGUGGAUAAGGCCAUCGGGAACCCCGCUGUGGAUGGUCCAGAUAAUAUCAAGCCGGUUAAAAAGAAUCAGAGAGGCAUUGGGCUGUUUUUCAAGCCUGAUAAUGGUAAUGGAGGAGUCAAGAAGGAGCCCAAGACUGAACCCAAAGAAGAGCCAAAGGAGGAGCACGAAAGCUCUGCCAAGCAGGAACCAAAAGAAGAGCCUCAAGAUGGGCCGAGCAAAGAGCCAAAAGCGGAAGUUAGCAAGCCUAAACAGGAAUCGCAACCAGACGAGGAGAAGCUUCAGCCCGAGGAAUUGGAUGAAGACGAUGAUGUUCCAGAAGAUGGCGUUAACGAUGUGGAUGAUAUUGAAGACGAUGAGGCGUUUGACGAAGAGGACGCAGAUGAUGCAGAAGUUGCAGAUGAAGAUGAAGACGAGGCUGCAAUUAACGAGGAAGUCGACAACGACGCCGAGGACGUUCCUGAUGUGAAGGACGAGGUCGAAGACAUUGACGAUGAAGGAGACGAUAUCGAAGAUGAAGACGUGCAAGCCGAGGCAGAGGAGCUUGGCGUCGAAGAAGAAGAAGACGAUGACGCUCAGACUGGUUCUAAGCGUGGUAAGAGUGGCCCUGCCAGCAGAACGAAGCGUGGAAAGCGCUAA
This is a messenger RNA of Candidozyma haemuli, 1476 nucleotides long. RefSeq names its product putative peptide hydrolase. Lineage: Eukaryota; Fungi; Ascomycota; Pichiomycetes; Serinales; Metschnikowiaceae. Gene Ontology annotation, molecular function: single-stranded DNA binding. The transcript has 2 exons. Gene Ontology annotation, biological process: DNA damage response. The record is from RefSeq and is a predicted model, not a curated record. The coding region runs from base 1 to 1476 and encodes 491 amino acids.